UUUAUUAUAGAUGGCUGUAUUGGUAAUAUAGUCCUUUAUAUUAAUCUUUAUUCUGUUCCAGAAUAUGGGCUGUCAUCAUAUGCCAAUUUUCGGAAUAUCAGUGACCAUCUUAGUAAUGAGUUUAUUUUUUGGGUCAUCAGGAAGCGUGAGCACACUGGGAUCCAGGGAGGUUAGGAUUCAAAAGAGCUGGGAAGCUCAAAUAGAGAGAUGAGAGCAUGGAAGAUGCUUUAGUAUUUUGCCUAAUAGCUCUCCCUCUGUGCUUCUGUAGGUAACAUUCCUCAAUUCAAGCCAGAAUCAUGAAACCAAUAAUGAAGCUCCCCUAUGCCAGUCCCUAAGUUGUAGUUACUAGAUAGGACUAACUCUCUAGGUUAUGACCCAAUCUCAGACACUUUUGAGAGUGAAAGAGGCACUAUAAAUAAGCACACAAGACCACAGAUGUAGAUGGAGCAUAUCCCAGGCAAAUUGGUGUCUAUGGGCAGCCUAUCCUUAGACUGACAAUGCUAACUGCGUUAGCAACACCUGGAGUCCUUAUUGAGCAUUCUGGUUCCCAGAUGCCACCUCAGAAUUUCUGAAAUAAGUAGUACUGGCAAGUUUGCAUUUUAACAAGGACUCCAGAUGGUUCUUAUCCAACUAAAGUUUUAGAUCCAAUAGCCCCAUGAGAUGCUUGUCAAAGCAAGUUACUAUUAUUUGACAGGAUGUAAUUUAACUACCCCCUACUUUUUAUUCAUUAUUGGAGAUUUAUACUGGGACGUUUAUGUUAUUACUUGGUAUAAAAUGCAAAAUUAUCAGGAAUGGAGUUUAGUUUAUAUCAUUACCUUGUGUUGAGAUGAUUAAUCAAUAAUAAACUUAUUUGUAGACUCCGGAUAGUAGCUCAAACUGAACAUUGGUAUGUGGAUGGAGAGAUAACUCAUUGCAUUUUCAUUCAUGCUUUAUAAGAAAAGUAAAGCUUAAAAUCAGAAUUUGAAUGGACUUUGACACUAGAGUUAUUCUAAAGGAGUGGAGAAUUAUACAAACAGAAUUUAGUAGCACACGUAAGCCCAUGAAUCGAGUGACUCCAAUUCUUGUCAGUUUUCUUAUUCGUGAGUGUUGCUCUAUUUUUCGGCUCUUAAUAACAACUAAAAGAGUUCAAAAUUCUUGAUCUCUUUUAAAAAUAUCUCUUUUAUAAAUCACAGCAUCGUUAAAGUUAGGAAGUUAACCUUUGGAUAAGACCAAAGGUCCUAUUAUUAAGUUUUCCUUUUUUUGGAAAAAGAAAAACUUCAAGUUUUUUCAGUAGCAUAGAUCUAUUAAUGGGGAAUUUCAGUUACUGAAUAUAUGGUACCAAGAACUUUGAGAGAGAGAAAAAGUAUUUUUACUGCAGGUGGUGAUUAAAAACUUUAUUGACACUAAUAAAACUAUUAGAUAAUCCCCAAGCUGUAUACGUGGGGUAUUUGAAAAGGUUAAAUGUAACAAAGAUGAAAGCAGUUGUCUCUGAAAGUGGAAAUCACAAAUUUUUGAGUUAUUUUAUUUAGAAUCAUAAUUAAAGUUCUUUUUGCCCAUAUAAGAUGUGUAUCAAAAAGUGAAACUUCUCCCUGUAUAACUUAUUUCUCAAUAAAACCAUUUUUCUCUUCUCUUAAAGACAGGAACCACCACUUAGCCUGUGCAGUAGCAAUAGUAAAGGCAUUAUGGAGUGAACAAUAUUCUAUAGGUAAUAAUUUUUCCCAAGAAGCCAAUUUUGGCCUUGAGCAUUGUGAAAAUAAAUGUGGCUAAAUCGAGGCCGGAGAAUAAUUGCCACUUAUGAAGCACUCACUCUCCUUAAGGUACUAUCCUAGGCACUUAAUAUGUCAUAAUUCACACAACCACCAUAUUAUUAUUAUUAUGGAAGUGGAAACUGAGGCAGAGAGAGGUUAAACUAUUUUUCCCCAAGUCACACAACUAGUAAGUUGGAGGAUAGGAAUCGGAAUGGAGACAUUUCUGAUGCUGAAGCCAGUGAUCUUCUCUCUACAUUUUAAUGAUGACUGGAAUUUAGGAGUUGCAAAUACCUCACGGAGAAUUGAUGCUUGAGAUUAGUGUCUAAAAAAGAUUUAUUUAACUUCAAAAUAAUGAUGAAGAGAAGUGAAUUAAGUGUCAUAACUUGAAAAGACCUAAAUUUGUUACCAGCAAAAUUCUAGUACACUCAAUUAUACAAAUAUUAAGGGUAUUUUCAAAUUUAGCUAAUGAUAAUCAUGAUUAGGGAAGGAAUUACUUGUCUGAGAUUCUACAUUCACAAACGCUGCACUAGAGAUGGACGAUGAUUAUUAUUACAUACAAAAGAGACAUAAAGUCCAGAGGGAUACAAAUACGUAAAAAUAGAAUUAAAAGAUAUGAAUGAAGGAAAAGUUUUCAAAUUCAUGGAGUUGUACUUACACAUUAAGCCACCGGAUGUCGCUGUCUUCCACAAAAUGGCUUUGCAGAACAAAGGCAUAAUCCUGUGUUUCUCAAGGACUGGGAAGGAGCUACAUUCUGAGAUCUCAGCCAUUUCGAUCAAAUCGGAUGUAAGAAAUCGAAUAGGAAAAUUCGGAGCGUGUGUGUGUUUUAGGCCGCUGAUUCAUCGAUUUGUAAAACAAGAGAAAGGUGUGAUGUUGGUCUACAGACCCAGCGGCCUGAGAGCCUGGCGCUUGCUUCUCUCGCCUCUGCUCCUCGCAGUCUGGAAGGUCGGGAGCGGCCAGGUCCACUACUCCGUCUCCGAGGAGGCCAAACACGGCACCUUCGUGGGCCGCAUCGCGCAGGACCUGGGGCUGGAGCUGGCGGAGCUGGUGCCGCGCCUGUUCCGGGUGGCGUCCAAAGGCGGCGGGGACCUUCUGGAGGUAAAUCUGCAGAAUGGCAUUCUGUUUGUGAAUUCUCGGAUCGACCGGGAAGAGCUGUGCGGGCGGAGCCCAGAGUGUAGUUUCCACCUGGAGGUGAUCGUGGACAGGCCGCUGCAGGUUUUCCAUGUGGAGGUGGAGGUGAAAGACGUUAACGACAACCCACCGGUCUUCUCCGUCUCAGAACAAAAGCUCUCAAUACCUGAAUCUCGACUGCUUGACUCUCGGUUUCCGCUAGAAGGCGCAUCUGACGCGGAUAUUGGAGAGAACGCAAUGCUUACUUACAGACUCAGUCCAAAUGAGUUUUUCGUUCUUGAUGUUAUAAACAAAAAAGACAAAGGCAAAUUCCCAGUGCUUGUUCUACGAAAACUGCUGGAUCGUGAAGAAAAUCGUCAGCUUCAGUUGUUAUUAACGGCAACGGAUGGAGGCAAACCUGAACUUAUGGGAUCUGUUUCUCUGCUGAUCCUGGUAUUGGAUGCCAAUGAUAAUGCCCCUAUAUUUGACCGAUCCCUUUAUGAAGUCAAGAUGUAUGAAAAUUCAGCGAACCAAACGUUAGUAAUAUGGCUAAAUGCUUCUGAUGCGGAUGAAGGGUUAAACAAAGAAAUGAUGUAUUCAUUUAGCUCUUUGGUCUCACCUAGCAUAAGAAGGAAAUUUCUAAUGAAUGAAAGGACAGGAGAAAUAAGAGUAAAUGAUGCUAUUGACUUUGAGGAUAGUAACACUUACGAAAUUCAUGUAGAUGUUACAGAUAAAGGAAUCCCACCGAUGGUUGGUCACUGCACCGUCCUAGUGGAAAUCCUGGAUGAAAAUGAUAAUUCGCCUGAGGUGGCUGUCACUUCUUUGACUCUCCCGGUGCAAGAGGAUGCUCAGGUGGGCACCGUCAUCGCCUUAAUCAGCGUGUCCGACCGUGACUCUGGCGCCAACGGCCAGGUGACCUGCUCACUAACACCCCAUGUCCCCUUCAAGCUCGUGUCCACCUUCAAGAAUUACUAUUCGCUGUUGCUGGACAGCGCCUUGGACCGCGAGAGCGUGGCGAACUACGAGGUGGAGGUGACAGCGCGGGACGGGGGCUCGCCUUCUCUGUCGGCCACCGCCAGCGUGUCCGUGGAGGUGGCCGACGUGAACGACAACGCGCCGGCAUUCGCGCAGCCCGAGUACACGGUGUUCGUGAAGGAGAACAACCCGCCCGGCUGCCACAUCUUCACGGUGUCUGCGCGGGACGCGGACGCGCAGGAGAACGCGCGCGUGUCCUACUCGCUGGUGGAGCGGCGGGUGGGCGAGCGCGCGCUGUCGAGCUACGUGUCGGUGCACGCGGAGAGCGGCAAGGUGUACGCGCUGCAGCCGCUGGACCACGAGGAGCUGGAGCUGCUGCAGUUCCAGGUGAGCGCGCGCGACGCGGGCGUGCCGCCUCUGGGCAGCAACGUGACGCUGCAGGUGUUCGUGCUGGACGAGAACGACAACGCGCCCGCGCUGCUGCCGCCUGGGGCGGGCGGCGGGGGCGGCGCGGUGAGCGAGCUGGUGGCGCGGUCGGUGGGCGCGGGCCACGUGGUGGCGAAGGUGCGCGCGGUGGACGCGGACUCGGGCUACAACGCGUGGCUGUCUUACGAGCUGCAGCCGGCGGCGGGUGGCGCGCGCAGCCCAUUCCGCGUGGGGCUGUACACGGGCGAGAUCAGCAUGACUCGCGCCCUGGACGAGGCGGACUUGCCGCGCCAGCGCCUGCUGGUGCUGGUGAAGGACCACGGCGAGCCGGCGCUGACGGCCACGGCCACCGUGCUACUGUCCCUGGUAGAGAGCGGCCAGGCGCCUAAGGCCUCGUCGCGGGCGUCGAAGGGCACCACCGACCCAGAGGUGACUCUGGUGGAUGUCAACGUGUAUCUGAUCGUCGCCAUCUGUGCGGUGUCCAGCCUGUUGGUGCUCACGCUGCUGCUGUACACGGCGCUGCGGUGCUCGGCGCCGCCGACUGAGGGCGCGUGCGGGCCAGGGAAGUCCAGGCUUGUGUGCUCCAGCGCGAUGGAGAGUUGGUCUUACUCACAGCAGAGGCGGCAGAGGUGUGUUCUGGGGAGGGGCCGCCCAAGACCGACCUCAUGGCCUUCAGUCCCAGCCUUCCACCGUGUUCAGUACUCGAUGCGAAAGUGGAAGAACAGUCAAUUGGAGGGGACCAAUCUAGGAAGGUGGGUUAUUUUUUAUUUUCAUUUAUGCUUUGUGAAUAUUUUAUUUCACCAUUUUUUCCCCUCAAAUACAUGUCUCGAAAUAUCUUCAUCCUAUUAUCUAUACAGCGUAUGUCUAUAGUACCUCAAAUAUUUCUAGUAAUACCUAUGGUAAUAUGGUUUAUUCUAAAAGCUCAUUUUAUAUUU
Diceros bicornis minor is the source of this 5170-nucleotide messenger RNA. Its product is annotated as protocadherin alpha-10-like. Gene Ontology annotation, molecular function: calcium ion binding. The record is from RefSeq and is a predicted model, not a curated record. Gene Ontology annotation, biological process: homophilic cell-cell adhesion. Gene Ontology annotation, cellular component: plasma membrane. Lineage: Eukaryota; Metazoa; Chordata; Mammalia; Perissodactyla; Rhinocerotidae.